GCAAAACCGCACAGAUCUGAGUGAUGCCUCUGUACCAGCACGUUGCUGAGCGAGGCCCGCCACCCGUGACAGAAGAGCAGCGGAGCCAUGGCGCUCCGGAGCCCUACCAUCUGAUGGGCAAAGGAGCGGUCCCGGAUCCCGACAACCCGACAGUACGCGGUGUCAAAGGCCACACACAGCCUACGACCAUCCAUCUGAUUUGUUGUUUGUUCAUUCAUUCCUUUGCUCAUUCAUCGGAUGCACAGGUCCUGGUCAUCGUCACAGGGGGUACGCUGUGCAUGGAUGUUCGGGCCGAUGCAGAGGGCGGCAGUCUGCGGCCCAUGGAGGGCGGCCUGAGGGCUUCCCUCAUGCAGAUGGACGAGUUGGAUGACAAGCGUGGCAAACGUCAGCAGCUGCCGCAUUUCGAGGUGCUUGAGUGGCCGCACCUUAUUGACUCGAGUGACGUUGGGCCAGAGGAGUGGAGGGGGUUGGCACGGGACAUCGAACGGCACUAUACCGACUACGAUGGGUAGGUAGGUAAGUCAUCCAUCGGUGGACAGCUGGCUGGAUGCAUGUCAUGGAUGGGGUGCGAUUUGCGUGUGUGUGUGCUGCUUGUCCUCGGCUUGCAGGUUUGUUGUGAUUCAUGGCACCGACACCAUGGCGUACACGGCUUCCGCCCUUUCCUUCAUGCUGGAGAAUCUUGGUAAGCCAGUCAUCCUCACGGGAGCCAUGCUCCCGCUGGCCAAGGUGCAGACGGAUGGGAAGAGGAAUCUGUUGGUGGCGCUGUUCAUCGCGGCCGUAAUCUACACAAGGCAGUUGACAAAUACACACACACACUCACACAUACAGUCCUUCGGCUCGGUUGUAUUGUAAUGUUCAGUACUCCCAGCUGACAGAGGUGUGCAUCCUGUUUGCCAGUGUGCUGAUGAGGGGCAACAGAGCCACCAAGAGCGACUGCUGGGGUGCGGAACAGGGCGGCGAGGGAUGGGAUGGGGCGGUGAUUGAUUGAUGAGACGAGUGGAUCUUUUUGUGUCCAUUUGUGUGUGUGGCUUUGUGCUGUGCAGCCUUCAAGGCGUUUGAGAGUCCCAAUUAUCCGCCUCUGGGACGGUAAGGGAUGCAUGACGUGCGAAAGGACCGACUGAUCUGAUUGUGUCCGCCGGGUACGUCACGGUCAGCGUUGGGGUAGAGAUCCGCAUUGACGAGAGCCUCCUGCUGGCGCCGUCCAAGCGUGCAUUCAGGGUGAGGCAUAUAUGCAUCUCGCCACCAGGCACAUGGGACUUGGUUGCGUUAGGUGUUUACGGGUCUGUGCACCAAUGUCAUCUGCUUUCGCUUGACCCCGGGUUUUGAUGACGCAGCGCUGGUGCGGCUGUUCGAGACCGACAUGCAUCCAUUCGGCGUCGUGUUACAGCUAUACGGUAGGUAGGGCACGGUAGGUAUGUUCCCCUCGCCCACCGUCGUACCCAUCGAUGAUUGAUGCAGUGUGUAUUGUAUGCUCUUUGCUGCUCAUGUAUCUAUCAGGCACCGGCAAUGCGCCUGUUCGUGGCGGCAAGUUCCUGAGUGUGCUGCAGCAGGGCAUCGACAGAGGGUGUGCUGUGGUGGCCGUCAGCCAGUGCUACAAGGGCGCACUCAACCUCCAGGCAUACGCCAACGGAGCCAAGCUGCUGCAAGCCGGGGUAGGCAACACACACCCAACGUUGGGUGCCUUCCUCCGGUCGGCGAGCACUCGUCUCGUUGUUUUUGUUGCUCUCUCUGUGCAGGUGAUAAAUGGCGGUGACAUGACGCCUGAAGCAGCUGCCACCAAGUAAUCACACAUAUCGUCAUCACGGCAUCCGACGAUGUCACUCUGCACUGACUGCAGACUGGCGUACUUGCUCGGCAAAGGAUACCGCGGCCCGAGGCUCCGCAGACUCAUGGAGACCGACCUGAGAGGGGAGGUGACGGACAACCCCGAUUACUUGCCCAUCCCGGCAGACCGCAUGCCUCCCACCCUGCACGUGGUGCACACCGCCCCCACCCCCGCCACACACCCGCCGGCAGUGGACAGAGAUAGUGAGGGCAACGGGGACACCAGUGGCGACGGGGGCGUCAAGGCCAAAGGAGAGGCCGGCAGAGGGGGUCAAGAGGGAUGGUCGUUGGAGCACACAAGGGGGGAUGGGCUGAGGUGUCGGUUGUGAGUGACCAUUAAUUAGUGUGUGUUACAUGUAGUUAGAGGAGGGAGCUUGUCGG
This is a messenger RNA of Vitrella brassicaformis, 2205 nucleotides long. Lineage: Eukaryota; Vitrellaceae. The record is from the annotation of a GenBank genome assembly.